Odocoileus virginianus texanus is the source of this 1167-nucleotide messenger RNA. RefSeq names its product putative olfactory receptor 3A4. Gene Ontology annotation, molecular function: odorant binding; olfactory receptor activity; G protein-coupled receptor activity. NCBI's taxonomy places the organism in Eukaryota, Metazoa, Chordata, Mammalia, Artiodactyla, Cervidae. The record is from RefSeq and is a predicted model, not a curated record. Gene Ontology annotation, biological process: G protein-coupled receptor signaling pathway. Gene Ontology annotation, cellular component: membrane.
CUAACACAACACUGUAAAGCAAUUAUACUCCAGUUUGAAAAAAAAAAGGUCUGAUUCUCCAUUUGUCACCAUCGGCACCUUCUAGCUUUACUUGGUUCUACUGCCAGUGGGAGAGAGUCAUGGAUCUGGGAGCCUCAGGAAAUGAUUCAGUUGUCACUGAGUUUGUCCUGCUGGGCCUCACGAAGACCCCAGCUCUACGGCCCAUCCUCUUUGUCAUCUUCCUUCUCGCUUAUGUAGCUACUGUGGGGGGCAAUUUCAGCAUCCUGGCUGCCAUCCUCGCUGAACCCAAACUCCACACCCCCAUGUACUUCUUCCUGGGGAACUUGUCCCUGCUGGAUGUCGGGUGUAUCAGUGUCACUGUCCCUGCAAUGCUGGGGCAUUUCAUGUCCAAUAACAGAAGCAUUCUCUAUCGGUCCUGCCUCUCGCAGCUCUUCUUCUUCCACCUCCUGGCCGGGGUGGACUGCUUCCUGCUGACCGUCAUGGCCUACGACCGCUACCUGGCCAUCUGCCAGCCCCUCACCUACAGCACCCGCAUGAGCUGGGGAAUCCAGCGAGCCCUGGCCAGCAUGUCCUGUGUCUUUUCCUUCUCCAAUGCGCUGACUCAAACUGUGACUGUAUCUACUCUCACCUUCUGUGGCCCCAAUGUGAUCAACCACUUCUACUGUGACCUCCCGCAGCUCUUCCAGCUCUCCUGCUCCAGCACCCAGCUCAACGAGCAGUUGCUCUUUGCAGCAGCAGCCUUCAUGGGUGUGGCCCCCUUGGUCCUCAUCACUGUGUCCUAUGGGCAUGUGGCAGCCGCAGUCCUGCGGAUCCGCUCAGCGGAGGGCAGGAAGAAAGCCUUCUCCACGUGUGGCUCCCACCUCACCGUGGUGGGCAUCUUCUAUGGCACAGGUGUCUUCAGCUACAUGCGGCUGGGCUCAGUGGAGGCUUCGGACAAGGACAAGGGGAUUGGCAUCCUCAACACCGUCAUCAGCCCCAUGCUGAACCCUGUCAUCUACAGUCUCCGGAACCCCGAUGUGCAGGGCGCCCUGAGACAAGUGUUCACGCGUAGACAGCCCCCCACGUGAGAUCUCUUGCUCUGGCUUUAAAGAAUAUCAUGGCUCCACUUACUGCUUCCAAGAGGUACUGCGAUUAGUACAAAUGGAAUGUGAACAUGGUGAAAUCAAA